Molecule: messenger RNA, 2697 nt
Organism: Malassezia vespertilionis
Lineage: Eukaryota; Fungi; Basidiomycota; Malasseziomycetes; Malasseziales; Malasseziaceae
Gene: RPN1
Product: proteasome regulatory particle base subunit
Exons: 1
Coding region: 1-2697 (898 amino acids)
Biological process (GO): proteasome-mediated ubiquitin-dependent protein catabolic process; regulation of protein catabolic process
Cellular component (GO): proteasome regulatory particle, base subcomplex; proteasome storage granule; nucleus
Molecular function (GO): enzyme regulator activity
Source: RefSeq, a predicted model, not a curated record
AUGGCGCGCGAGGAGCAGGAGGCCGAGAGCAUCCGUGUGCAAUCAAACGAUCCUCCAAAACAAGAGGAUCAUGAUGCACCAAAUAAAGAAGAUGCCAAGCCAAACAGCAAAAAAGAGUUGAGCGAAGAAGACGAGCAGCUCAAGAGCGAGCUUGAAAUGCUUGUCGACCGACUCGGCGAGCCGGACAAAUCACUGUACGGUCCCGCACUGGAAGCGUUGCGGAAUCUGAUUCGCACAAGCACGUCGUCCAUGACCUCAGUGCCAAAGCCACUCAAGUUCCUCGGGCCGCACUAUGCACACCUCAAAGGACUGUACGAAGCGUGGGCCACUGCAGACGCCAACAAGGCCCUCUUUGCCGAGAUCCUUAGUGUCCUGGCUAUGAGCUGCACGGGCGCGGAUGCGCGCGAGACGCUUUUGUACCGCCUUUCGGCGAAUACGAUGCGCGGCGGCACGAGUUCCGAUCUGUUGGGCGACUGGGGCCAUGAGUAUGUCCGGCACCUUGCCGCGGAGCUUGGCGAUGAAUACUAUGCGCGCUCUGAGACAGAGCAAGACACUUCCGAGCUGCUGGAUCUUGCCAUGCUCAUUGUCCAGUUUAGUCUGCAGCACCACGCCGAAGUCGACGCUGUGGAUCUUGUCCUGGAGCUCGAAGCCGUCGAGCAGCUCCCGCAGUAUGUCGACAAGGACUCGUUUGAGCGCGUGUGCAACUAUUUGGUGAGCUGUGUCGAUCUUCUUGUCCCCCCCGACGAUGUGCUCUUCUUGCGCACUGCGCGCGAGAUUUACCGCAUGCAUCACCGCUACUAUGAGGCGCUCAUCCUCUCGAUCCGCCUUGCGGACCCCGCGCUGAUGCGCAUCGACUUUGCCUCGCCAUCCAACAUGGUGAUGCGCAAGCAGAUGGCAUUCCUGCUUGCCAAGCAGCAGAUCCCCCUCGAGUGGCUCCAGGAAGGCGGUGCGAUUGAGGAUCAGGAACUUUUGGACUGCCUCUCCAACACCCACCUCUCGUCCAACUUUAUCUACUUUGGCAAAGAGCUUGGCGUGUACGAGCCCAAGAGUUUGGACGAUGUGUACAAGACGCACCUUGAGGACAGCCGCGCCUCGCUCAUCUCGGUCGACUCUGCGCGCGGCAACCUCGCGAAUGUGUUUGUGAAUGCGUUUGUGAACCUUGGCUUUGGAAACGACCCGCUUGUCGUUGGCGCCGAGGACGGCGAGAGUUACGUGUACAAAACCAAGGAGCACGGAAUGCUUUCCGCCACGGCGAGUGCAGGCCUCAGCCUUUUGUGGGACACCGAGAUGGGCCUGAGCCACAUUGACAAGUACACCUACUCCUCCGACGAGCACGUAAAGGCCGGUGCCAUGCUUGCCUACGGGAUUCUCCACUCCAACGUGCGCACAGAGAUGGAUGCUGCGCUCGCGCUCCUCUCGGAGAAUCUAGAGAGCAAGAGUGCUCCGCUGCAAGUUUCUUCGGUGGUCGGUCUCGGCCUUGCGUAUGCAGGGUCGUGCCGCGAAGACCUCGCUGCGCUGCUCAUUCCCAUGGUGCAGGACGAGACGCUAUCGAUGGAAGUUGUCUCUCUCGCCACACUCUCCCUCGGCUUUAUCUUUGUCGGCACCGCGCACGGCGAGAUUGUGCCGAGUAUUUUGCAAGCAAUGAUGGAGCGCGAAGCGUCAGGCUUGGAGCAGAAAUGGACGCGCUUCAUGGCGCUUGGCCUUGCGCUCCUGUUUGUCGGGCAACAGGACAAUAGCGACGCGACGAUCGAGACGCUCAAGGCCAUCGAGCACCCCAUCUCCAAAGAAGUCCAGCUGCUCGUGGACGCGUGCAGCUACGCGGGUACGGGCAACGUGCUCAAGAUCCAAACGCUGUUGCAUCACUGUGCAGAGCACGUCACGGAAGAAGAAGAAUCCGUCUCGGAUCUGUACCAGGCCGUAUCCGUGCUCGGCAUUGCGCUUGUUGCCAUGGGCGAGGACGUGGGAGCAGAGAUGACCUUGCGCCACAUGUCUCACCUCAUGCAGUACGGCGAUCCAACCAUCCGCCGGACUGUGCCGCUCGCACUCGCGCUGCUCAACCCGUCCAACCCCGAAAUUCCCGUGCUAGACACACUGAGCAAACACUCGCACGACAGCGACGUCGACGUCGCCCUCAAUGCCAUCUUUGCCAUGGGCAUUGUCGGCGCUGGCACCAACAAUGCGCGCAUUGCACAGCGCCUGCGCCAGCUGGCGAGCUACUACUACAAAGAGCCCGACUGCCUCUUUAUUGUCCGUAUUGCUCAAGGCCUUGUCCAUAUGGGCAAAGGCACCGUCGGCGUCGAUCCCUACCACACCGACCGCCUCUUGUUUUCUCGCACCGCGCUCGCUGGUCUGCUGGCCACGCUGCUCUCGUUCACCGACGCACACGGCUUUGUUUUGGACCGCACCCACUGGAUGCUCUACUUCCUCGCCGCUGCCAUCCGCCCACGAUUUUUGAUCACGCUCGAUGAGACACUGGAAAAGCUGCCUGUCUCCGUGCGCGUCGGCAAAGCCGUCGAAGUCGUGGGCCAGGCCGGCAAGCCGCGCACCAUCUCUGGCUUCCAGACGCAUACCACGCCGGUGCGCCUGGCAAGCCACGAGCGUGGUGUGCUGGCCACCGAAGAGUAUCUUUCCUACACCCCCAUUAUGGAGUCCCUUGCCAUUUUGCGCAAGAACCCGGGGAACGAGACAGAUUCGUAG